This is a messenger RNA of Papaver somniferum (opium poppy), 1648 nucleotides long. RefSeq lists its product as uncharacterized. The record is from RefSeq and is a predicted model, not a curated record. Bases 523 to 1257 code for a protein of 244 amino acids. The transcript is spliced from 4 exons. NCBI's taxonomy places the organism in Eukaryota, Viridiplantae, Streptophyta, Magnoliopsida, Ranunculales, Papaveraceae.
AAGCGCAUUCCAUAGAAAUGCUAAUUUUAGCAAUCUUAUUAUUAUGUUUUUGUCUAUGCUGCCAGGUAGAUAGAUGCAUAGGAAGAUGAAUGAAGAAUUUGAUGAAAACAACAAGAUAGCGCUGGUGGGAUCUUUAGAUGGUGAAGAGACGCAAAGAAGAGUCCAAGACUUCCAAGUAGCGUGACAGCCAAAACCAUCUUUUUCUCUUAACUUUUGUGUUCUUACUUGCUCAUUAAUCAGACGGUUGAGAAAAGAACUGAGCCACCACAACCGAUACAAUCCGUCAGAUGAUCAAAAGAGAUUGAUGACAUAUUUAUUUAUGUACUUGUCUCUUGUUCAAGGCAGCAUAGUUGUUGUGUUGUUGGUUUCUAAGUUUCAAGUCGGUUAAGCAUCUCUCUCUCUUUCUUUCUCCUCAUUCUCUCAUUCCCUUUCCCCUCUUCUCCCCCAAACCUAACCUUCACAUUUCAUCAAUCAAAACAAAAAUCAAACGUUAUAAUUCAGUGGAAAAGCUAGCUACAACUAAUGGAGGAAUCAAUGUUGGUACCACCAUGGCUGGAAAAGUUGUUGUCAACAAAUUUCUUUACAGUGUGUAAGACGCAUAGCGAUUCAGCAAGAAGUGAAUGUAAUAUGUAUUGUUUAGACUGUAAUGGCGAUUCUUUUUGCUUCUACUGUCGAUCCUCUAGGCACAAAGAUCAUCGUGUCAUCCAAAUAAGAAGAUCGUCGUAUCAUGAUGUAGUGAGAGUGUCAGAAGUUCAAAAGGUGUUGGAUAUUAAUGGGGUACAAACUUAUGUGAUAAAUAGUGCUAGAGUUUUGUUCUUGAAUGAAAGACCACAACCCAAAGCUUCUUCCGGUACUAGUAGUAGUACUAAAGGUGUUUCUCAUAUUUGUGAAAUUUGUUGUCGGAGUCUUCUCGAUCCUUUUCGAUUCUGCUCUCUCGGUUGUAAGCUUGUAGGAAUAAGAAGAAAUGGGGAUGCCACCUUUACCAAUAAUGAUCAAGAUGAUGAUAUAAUAGGAUGUAAGAAUCAAGGAAUGAUAUCAAAGAUGAUGAGAAUAUCAAGAAAUCACAAUCGUCAAAGACAACAACAUCGCGAUCAUGAUCAUAAUCAUAAUCAAACUCAAGAAUUGCGUGAAGGAAUACAACACGAAAUGUACCCAUCACCUCCCACACCACCUCCACAGCCUCCUCCUUCUCGUCACCCAUCUUCGAGAAGCAGUAGAAGAAAAGGUAUUCCUCAUAGAGCACCCUUUGGGCCCUAAUGAAACCCUUACUAGCUAGCUAGAAUAUAUAUAGCUUAUAUUCUUCUAACUCAUCAAUUAAUCAUCCCCAUUUCAUUUUCUUUUACCUUACCUUACCUUCCCUUAAAGUAAGGGUUGGGUGCCCUUCUUUACACAACACUGUUGUGUAAAUGAAGUAAAUUCAUUAAUUAAGAUGAACUAAUGGUGAAUUGUUAAUCAUAGAAAUUGAUUGAUCAAGGUGCAAGGUGUAUAUUGUAUGUAUAAUUCAAUCCUAUAACAUUAAUGAACAAAACUCAUAUUGUGAAGUUAGGUACACCAAGUAAUAUAUGUUGGGUUUCAGAUGUGACAUCUUCUGAGUAGAUUUACGCUUUUUAUUCGUCUGUGGAAUUUGAAAAUUUUGUAAAAGUUUAAC